UGGAGUGGACCUACCCAAAACCAAGCUAAGACCAUUCUCGUGGUUCUUCAGAUUUCAUCAACCAAAAUUCGAGGCAAAUCGGUUAAGGUUAAUAAGAAACUGUUAGUAUGGAGGGAAAUUACCACGAGGAUGGUUCCCCUCAGCCCAAAAAACACAAACACACCAAAGAUCCACAAAGAUAUCCAUGUGAUGAAUGUGACUAUACGUCAUCCAACAAGACGGAUCUCAAAAGACACAUGAACAGUGAACACAUAGGAAUUACAUAUUCAUGUGAUAAAUGUGACUUUGUUGGGACAUCGUUAUCAGGUUUGCGAGGACAUAAGACAAGGGUGCAUAUAUUAACCAAAUAUGAAUACUAUAAUCCAUUGAACACGGGAUCUAGUCAGAUAAACCAACAACCAGAAACAAUUAUAAAGAAUAAAGGUAGGGAAGGAGGGAGUAAGUUUGGGGGAGAAAUUCCAAGUAGAGGCGGAGGUAAUGCUAGCAGUGGCGGAGGUAAUGCUAGCAGUGGUAGAGGCAUGGCUAGCAGUGGCGUAACUUUUCCUAGCGGAGGCGGAAAAGGCAUUAAAUGUCCUGGAGUUGCAGCCGGAAGUGGCGGAAUUCCUAGCCGUGAAGGAACGUCUCAACCCAAAGGCCAGCCCAGACUUUUUGUUGUUCCAGUUCAAUCCCGAAUGAGGAAGAAACGGUGCGCUGUGCCCGGGUGUGGCGACUAUUCUGGAACUAUGCACCGGUUUCCCAAGAAGCCUCAGAGGAUGGAAGAAUGGCUUCAGGCCAUUGGUCUGACCAAGCUACCGUAUACAGACGCCAGGAUUUGUGAAAACCAUUUCACUCUUGAUAGUUACAAGCGGAAUUUGAAAGCGGAGUUAAUGGAAGGCCAGCCAAGUAAGAGGACCCUGUUAGAUGUAGCUGUGCCCAGCCUUCACCUGAGCCAGCUAGAGGAGGAGGAUCUAAUGGAUGAUGUGGAUAAACCCAGCUUCACCAGGGAGUAUGAAGCAUUGGUCUCAGGUUUCCUCAAGAAACAUACUGAUCAUCUUCAAGGAGAUAAAGCUCAAGAGGAACCUGGAAAGAUCUCAGAACUUGUCAAGUGUGAACAUGAUUUUAAUCAUGCUGAAUCCGAUCUUGAUCAUGUCAAAGCUGAAUCGGAUCUUGAUCAUGUCAACUGUGAACCUGAUCUUUAUAAUGUAAAAGCUGAAUUUGAUCUUGAUCAAGUAAAAACUGAAAUAGAUCAAGAUGAAGUUUCCAACAAUGAUCCUCUUUCCGGUUAUUAAACAUUUUUAACUUCAAAACAUCAGACUUUUUUUUGUAAAUAUUAUUUUUAAAUUAAAAAUACUCCUUUGAUCCAAAGACUUCUGAAUAAAAACUUAUUGAAAUAAUCAAAAUUUACAAUGAGCUAAAAACUUAUAAAUUUAAAGAAAUUACUAAAACAAAAUUAAAUUUUCUUAUCUUGCUAAACUUUUCAUAUCUUUUACGCAGCCAUAAUAAUAAGGAAAUGAAAAACUAAUAUUUAUCAGAUGCGGCCAGAAAAAUAAAAUGUCUAUUCACUCCUGUGAAUUUUUGCUGCAAUGAAGAAUUUAUUUUUUCUUUUUGUUUUGUCAUGUAUGGUGUUACAAUUAACAACGUUACAAUUGCAUGUUUUAACGUUACAUCAUACAUGUUACAAUGUUACAUGGCACAUGUUACAUAUUAAAUAAAACAUUUUACAUAUGUUCAAUAUUACAAAUUACGGUGAUUUAUGUUACUAAGUUACUUUUAUCUAUGUUCUUGUUAGUGUUGCGCAAAACACAGGUUUUUAUACAGGGUUACCCACAAAAGAGGAGACUUUAGAGACGAUUGUACGGAAUUUAUACGGUCUGUUUACUCAUAUUCAUGAUUCCCUGCAACUUAAAACAUUGAAAUCAUUGAAUAAGCCAUAAAAAGAUUAUAUUCAAUGUGGAAUAUUUAAUUAAACCCCGUAAUUGUCGAAUUUAAACAGAUUUACGUCAUCUUUACCUUUACCUUUGUGGGUAACCCUGUAUAUACUGACUGUUCUAGAUAUUACAUGUAUCACAGUUUUUUCAUUUCAAAUCUUUCAGAA
Eurytemora carolleeae is the source of this 2074-nucleotide messenger RNA. RefSeq lists its product as uncharacterized. The record is from RefSeq and is a predicted model, not a curated record. The coding region runs from base 108 to 1268 and encodes 386 amino acids. Gene Ontology annotation, molecular function: sequence-specific DNA binding. NCBI's taxonomy places the organism in Eukaryota, Metazoa, Arthropoda, Copepoda, Calanoida, Temoridae. The transcript is spliced from 5 exons.